GGCUAGCAUCAGCGUGGUGGUGCGACCUCCGACCGGUAGGGGACGCGUCUCGUGCCGUGUCAGUGUUAAAUCAAGCCAAGAUGACAACGCUGAGACCCUUCACGUGCGACGACUUGUUUAAAUUCAACAAUAUCAAUUUGGACCCUUUGACAGAAACUUAUGGGAUCCCGUUCUACCUGCAGUACCUGGCCCACUGGCCCGAGUACUUUAUUGUUGCCGAGGCUCCUGGAGGUGAACUGAUGGGAUACAUCAUGGGGAAGGCGGAGGGAUCGGUGGCUCGGGAAGAGUGGCACGGUCAUGUCACCGCUCUGUCCGUGGCUCCUGAGUUCCGAAGGCUCGGAUUGGCUGCCAAACUCAUGGAAAUGCUGGAGGAAAUCUCAGAGAGGAAGGGCGGCUUCUUCGUGGAUCUGUUUGUGCGCGUGUCCAACCAGGUGGCGGUCAACAUGUACAAGCGUCUGGGUUACAGUGUCUACAGGACUGUCAUCGAGUAUUACUCGGCCAGCAACGGAGAGCCAGACGAGGACGCUUACGACAUGAGGAAAGCUUUGUCUAGAGACACGGAGAAGAAGUCCAUCAUUCCACUGCCGCAUCCUGUAAGGCCCGAAGACAUCGAAUAACAAUCCUUGUGGCUCUCUGACCCUCACGUCACACAUGCACUGUCCACAGCUCCUCACACUUGUGGACAUCAGGGAGCCACAGAGUAAACAUGUCCCCAAUUCUCUUCAAUUGCUGUAAAUUCUAAAUAAAGUUUUGUUUCAAA
Messenger RNA from Dunckerocampus dactyliophorus (ringed pipefish), 760 nucleotides. RefSeq names its product N-alpha-acetyltransferase 20, NatB catalytic subunit (gene naa20). Lineage: Eukaryota; Metazoa; Chordata; Actinopteri; Syngnathiformes; Syngnathidae. The record is from RefSeq and is a predicted model, not a curated record. Gene Ontology annotation, cellular component: NatB complex. Gene Ontology annotation, molecular function: protein-N-terminal amino-acid acetyltransferase activity. Gene Ontology annotation, biological process: N-terminal peptidyl-methionine acetylation. The coding region runs from base 81 to 617 and encodes 178 amino acids. The transcript is spliced from 6 exons.